Messenger RNA from Brassicogethes aeneus, 1405 nucleotides. The record is from the annotation of a GenBank genome assembly. NCBI's taxonomy places the organism in Eukaryota, Metazoa, Arthropoda, Insecta, Coleoptera, Nitidulidae.
GCAAGAUAAAUAUAACUUAGUGGUUUUGAAGACUUCAAUUUUGAGCGAAUAAGUGCACCAUCAUAAGUAGCAGGCGAAAAGAAUCGGCUUAAAAGGGCUUUGCUGAAAGCUGUGUAUCCAAGAAGGAAGAGAGCGCAAGGCUCGGUGCGUCCAGACGCCGAUAUAAAGGUGCGGACGGCCGCAACAGCCCAACACAACGCGUCGCGCCACAACCGAAGACCUUAAGAAGUCAUCCAACCCGACCAACAAGAAUUUUGAAUUUUAAAUGACGUUGAUUUCGCUGAUUGCCGUACUAUGUGCGAUUUUUUGUCUGACUUUGUCUGUCGUCGUGAUCCAGGGCUUGCCCAAGCCCGAAGAAGAGGCCUUAAGACCGGCCUUUUCGCAACUUUUUCAAGGGGCUAACUUAAAAAGACCUACUUUAAUUCAAGGCAACGGGUUCGAAGGGAGAUCAAAACGAACAGCAGAGUUUCAUAUUCCAGAGUCUGAAUGUAUAUACAUGACGUCUGAAGAAGGCGAAUAUUACCACAAGGCAAUUUCACCGACAGAAAGUGCAUGCGGGGCCUACAUCGUCGCGGAGCCAGACCAACUGAUUGAGAUCCGAUUCAAUUAUUUAGAUGUUCCAUGCGACAACGGCGGCUUAGUGGCGGUCGUGGACGGUUGGGAACUAAAUGGAGAAUUUUUCCCAACAUUUGACGAUAAUAGAAUUAAACCAAGGGAAACAACAAUUUGCGGACAAAGAAAAAUUAAAACACGGUUUUUAAGCUCGCAAAAUGCUGCCCUUAUUCAAUACAGAAUGCCUGCUAGAGGGACCAGUUUCAGCUUCUCAGUUAAAUUUUAUAAGAAUCCCACACCGUGCAAUGUAAUGGUUCAAGACGUUGAACAAGUUUUUACGAUGAGAAAUUACGGAAGACGGUCCAACUGUAGCUUAAGCACGUUGUUUCCGGCGUUCGUCAAGGUGGAAGGUAUCAACGUCGGUGUCACACCGUCUAUCGGAAGAGGAGUAGAAAUGGAAACCGGAACAAUUCACAAGGUUCGAUUUCAGUGUCAAAAGAGAGGUUUGGAUGAUUACGUCCAAAUUGGUGGAUCAAUGGGACUGGACAGCCGAAAACUUGAACAAGCCGAUUCUUUGUGUGGACUUAACUCAAAACCAGUCCAUCAUGGGGAGCUGAUAGCCUGUGGAACAACAACCAUUCGUUUGGUGUCAAGUGGGGCGUUUGACAAUUCAGUUACAGUAAAAAUAAGACAAAUAGACGAGGAGGACAUCGCAAAUGGAUAUAUGAGCGUCGUAUGCGAACUGGAUGAAAUGAAUUAGAACAAGUACUAGAGAAGAACCCUCGCCCGUUUCAUCAAUUUCGCACAUUGUCUAAAAUACGAAAAAUUAUUGAUACUACUAAUAAACAUUAAG